AUGCGCGGCAUAGCUUUCUUGUCGGCCUUGUGCGCCGCGGCCCUUGUCCAAGCCAACUUCCACACCGCACACAUCUACGUCCAGCCCGUCGAAAACUCCGAGUCGCCGACCCUCCUUGCAGAGCUCGCAUACGAUCCCAGCAUCACCACGUCCUCCUCAAUCAUCUCCUACGAAGCUCCUGAAAUUCCAGAGUCGACACAGCUGGUCCGCGUAGGGCUGUACGACCCAAAGUCUUCGCGCUGGAUAUCUGGCACGACUGUUGCUUCGGUAGACAACUUUGGCAAGGGCUUCUCUCCCAAUUUGAUACUGUCCAUCGAUGAGAAUGGAGAGGUGUUGAGUGCCUCCCUGAAGGGAGUAAGGAUCGAUGCGGGCCAGACGAGAGAUUUUGGGCCGCAGGCUGUGGUGCUGCCGGCGCUCAAGGGCAAGCAACCGGAGCUUAACAAGCCAGUCGUCCUGUCACCAGAGGGCAAGAAGGUUGAGGAAGAGGAGAAGACAUUCCUACAAAAGUAUUGGUGGAUGAUUGGUAUUGUGGUGUUCCUAGCUAUGAGUGGAGGAGGAGGCGAGAAAUAG
Messenger RNA from Trichoderma gamsii, 570 nucleotides. RefSeq lists its product as hypothetical. The coding region runs from base 1 to 570 and encodes 189 amino acids. The record is from RefSeq and is a predicted model, not a curated record. The transcript is spliced from 2 exons. Lineage: Eukaryota; Fungi; Ascomycota; Sordariomycetes; Hypocreales; Hypocreaceae.